Recurvomyces mirabilis is the source of this 1035-nucleotide messenger RNA. RefSeq lists its product as uncharacterized. Gene Ontology annotation, molecular function: ATP binding; protein serine/threonine kinase activity. Gene Ontology annotation, biological process: protein phosphorylation. The transcript has a single exon. NCBI's taxonomy places the organism in Eukaryota, Fungi, Ascomycota, Dothideomycetes, Mycosphaerellales, Teratosphaeriaceae. The record is from RefSeq and is a predicted model, not a curated record. Bases 1 to 1035 code for a protein of 344 amino acids.
AUGGCUGCCCAAACCCUCUCCUACCAGCUCCUCACCAAGACCUUCAUACCAGUGAAGCUUCUGGGCACAGGAACAUUUGGAGAAGCAUACCUAGCUAUCCAGAGAGAUGCGGCUGAUGAGUUGCGGGCCCAGAGCUCUGAACUAUUCGCCGAUCAGACACUCGCUGCAAAGCAAUGGCUAUAUGGCCAGCUACGGAAGCACCUGGUCGUCGUCAAGAUCUCUAAUGCAUUGUAUGAGCAUACUGACCGUGAUCUGAGCAAUGAGAUUGCUAUGCUGACUUUGCUUAGUGAUUCCCCUCCUGGCCUCAUUCAUGCCAUCGACUAUGAGGACCAGGCUCCGGCUCAGUGGCUCUCGAUGCCGUAUAUCACUGGCCGCGAUCUGUCCAUUUUCGCCGAUAAUUGGUACGAUGAGUUGUCCGUCCCUUUCAUCUGGCAUGUCGCCCAUGGGCUUGGCUCGAUACUGUUGUAUCUACACUACGGUGUCAAGGAUACUUCGAAUGCGUUCGGGUUUGAUCCGGAAUGGAACGGACUGGCGCACGACGAUAUUCACUGCGGGAAUCUUUUCCUUCAGCCAGCGGCACAUGGAAAGGUCAAGAAAUUUGGCAACUUUCCCAAUAUCAUUCUAGCUGAUUUCGGCCGAAUGAAGUUCGCUUGUCGAAAAGGGAUGACGGUGGGUACUGCCAACCCUUCCCACUGCCAUUACCGAGACCUGAUGAACACUGGAACAGUCCUCUACAAACUUCUCGAAGUCCUUGGGCCCACAUCAGCUCCUUUAAGGGGUUGUUACAACCAGCAUCGAGAUCGUUUGAUCUUAACCUGGGUCCAUCGAUUACGGCAGCCGGAUCUGUUUGACCGCAAAGCCUCUCACCAGGAACUCUUUGGUCUGUUGAGCGAAUUUGUCGCAAUGGCUGAUCAUGAAAGGAGGGUAGGUUACAAGCCGCUUUCAAGUUGUGCAGAAGGGUGUUUGGAGAGCGAUUAUACUGAUGAUGAGGAGCUGGCUCUUCUUUUCGACUCUGGUCGCAUGUUUGCUGGCUAG